CGGAAGCGAAAGCGAAAGCGAAAGCAUGGGAAGGCUAAGGAGCACGUGUUUUUGAAUAACUGCCAACAGAAUAUAAACACAAUGGCGGCAACGAAGCGGGUGGAGGGCACAGUUAGUUGUAUUUUGAUGAGAGGGUUGUAUGUUAUGGUAUUAUUUAUGAUGAUUGGCAACGUAAGAAAUGGCGAUUCGUACCAAAGAGUCAACAAGGACUGUACAGUUGUCAUUGCUUUUCUAGUAAGAAAUAAAGCUCACACAUUGCCAUAUUUUUUGACGUUACUUGAGAGGUUAGACUAUCCAAAAAACCGAAUUUCUUUAUGGAUUCGUAGUGAUCAUAAUGAAGACAGAACUUUAGAAAUCUUGAAGAUUUGGCUCUCGUCUGUUAAGAGUCAGUACCAUUCUGUAAAUGCAGAGCUUCUGUCUUCUCCUCCUGAACGGCUGCCUGAAGAAAAGGGACCAGCUCAUUGGCCUUCUUCACGGUUCACACAUAUUAUUCAGUUGCGUGAGGAGGCUUUGGUUGCUGCCAGACAGAUGUGGGCUGACUAUAUAUGGUUCCUUGACAGCGAUGUCUUCAUAACAAACCAUGAAAUUUUGAAGUUGCUCAUUUCAAAAGGCCAUACUGUGGCAGCACCAAUGCUUAAGUCUGACGGGAUGUACUCCAAUUUCUGGUGUGGGAUGACAGAAGAAUAUUACUACCUCCGAACUGAGGACUACAAGCCUAUCUUGCAACGUGAACGUGUGGGUUGUUUUCAUGUGCCAAUGGUUCAUUCCUCGGUACUCAUUGAUCUUCGCCGAGCCUCCUCAAAUGGCCUUACUUUUGUGUCCAGUGAAGUGCCUGAUUAUAAGGGACCACAUGAUGAUAUUAUCACAUUUGCCCUUGCUGCUAAUAAGUCUGGUGUACCACUAUAUAUUUGUAAUGAUCAUAUUUAUGGUUUUGUUAUGGUUCCACUGGAACAAAGUGAUUCCUUACAACUUGACUUCAUGCAAUUAACAAAUUUGAAACUGGAAGUGUUAGUUGAAAAUUCCCCUCUACCAGUGAGUGAACUUUUAGCUCAAUUUGUGAGCCAUCCAGAACGAGACACCAUGGGUUUUGACAAUAUCUAUAUGAUUAAUCUUCUCCGACGACCAGAAAGGAGAAAAAGAAUGCUGAAUUGCUUUAAGGAACUUGGCAUUCAUGCAACCAUUUUGAAUGCUGUCGACGGACUGUUACUGAACGAAAGUUCACUGCAAGAGUGGGAUAUCCACAUGCUGCCCGAAUACACUGACCCUUACCAUAAAAGGCCUCUGACAAUGGGCGAGAUUGGCUGCUUCCUUAGUCAUUAUAACAUUUGGCGGCAGGUUGUUGAACGCGGCUACAACGAAGUGAUGGUCCUGGAGGACGACAUCCGCUUCGAGCCGUUUUUCCGUCAGAAGAUGGCUCACAUGAUGGCCGAAAUACAUGAGCUGCACAUCGACUGGGACCUAGUUUACUUGGGACGUAAGCGUCUGCACGAAUCCGACGAGCCAUGGGUGCCGGGGUCACGGUACCUGGUUCGAGCCGGCUACUCGUACUGGACACUAGGUUAUCUGCUGAGUCAGAGUGGUGCCCGGAAACUGCUUGCUGCGCGGCCGCUAGAGAAACUGGUACCUGUAGACGAGUUUCUGCCUAUCCUAUUCGACAAACAUCCCCAAGACACGUGGAAAGGCUACUUUCCGCACCGGGACCUGGUGGCCCUCUCAGCGGCUCCGCUUCUUGUGUACCCCACCCACUACACUGGGGAGGAGGGUUACGUCAGCGACACAGAGGACUCAACCCUUAUAAAGCCUACUCCUCCAUCAUCUACAAAAGAAGAUCUGUGACUUCCUGACCAGAAGAUUUGGCUCGUAUUAUCAGUGUCCUGAUUUGAAAUUUCUAACAUCAAACUUACGUUAACGAAAGGCAUGUUGUUAAUGGCAUAUACUCUAUUCCUGCUCAUGUUGAAGUGAAUAUUGUCACGUACAUGGGUGUGACUAUAGACGGGGUUUUGGAUAAUUAAGAAUUAUUGACGACUUACAGGUCGUAACUGCAAAUAAUUAUAUCGCUAAUCCCCACACUUUACAGACCACUGCUGCGAACACUAAGUCUUCUCAGUCCGUUUUCACUAGUCGUUUUCUAGUAACGGGUCUUAAACAUGGCGAUUCUUCCGCUCCUGUGCUGACGUCGUUACUGUUCAGCGAAUAACCCACAACUGAACAUUUCAGCCUUCCUCGCAGAGCUCAACUGAAGUGCCAAACCUCAUCUCUCUUCUUUAUAACCACUUUGCAUGGACCGAAUAGGAAACAGCAUUCCCAACAAUACCUCUUGUUAUAGAAGUGUGUUUACCUCGCCGUUGCAUAGAAAUGACAGUUCUUUUGUUGUUGCGUGAGCGUUCAUCUCCGCGGCAACCCGCCCACUGAGCAGUUGCCUAGCAAUAGAUCGGGUUUUGUUCAAGUGUUUACCGGCCGUUACUCGUAAACGGUCGUUGUCUAAUCUCCUGUCUUGCAGCAAUGACUGCACUCGCUACAAUAUGAUAUAAAAAGAGUCAGCCACAAUACGUUCUCUUGUCACAUAAUUUAAAUGCAGAGUGUAAAAGUGUUUCUCAGCCUAUUCAGAAUUUACUGUUAUUGGAGUUCAAAAUAAAAUUAAAAAUUACAUGAAGCUCCAUAACCCGGUUCAAAAUUAGUUUUUCCCAUCGGUUUAUAUACCCGUAAAGCAUGUUAAUUUGUUGAUUUUCAGUUUUUCCUUUCGUCGAAUAUAACACAAAGUGUUUACUGGAAUUAAGAUAUAAAUAAGGCAUUCGAUCGAGUAGUAUUUCAGUCAAAUAACCGUUUAUCAUUAAUCAGUUGAUAAAUUUAAGGCGAUUAUAAUUAUCCACAGAGAACGGUUAUUAUUACAAUAGGCUACAUUAUAUUCGAAAUCCGAUGUUACGAAAAUUUUUGUUUAGAAUUU
Cryptotermes secundus is the source of this 2944-nucleotide messenger RNA. Its product is annotated as glycosyltransferase 25 family member. NCBI's taxonomy places the organism in Eukaryota, Metazoa, Arthropoda, Insecta, Blattodea, Kalotermitidae. The transcript has 10 exons. Gene Ontology annotation, molecular function: procollagen galactosyltransferase activity. The record is from RefSeq and is a predicted model, not a curated record. The coding region runs from base 82 to 1836 and encodes 584 amino acids.